Messenger RNA from Pomacea canaliculata, 3844 nucleotides. RefSeq names its product ATP-dependent RNA helicase DHX8-like. The record is from RefSeq and is a predicted model, not a curated record. Lineage: Eukaryota; Metazoa; Mollusca; Gastropoda; Architaenioglossa; Ampullariidae. Gene Ontology annotation, biological process: spliceosomal complex disassembly; mRNA splicing, via spliceosome. Gene Ontology annotation, cellular component: catalytic step 2 spliceosome; intracellular anatomical structure. Gene Ontology annotation, molecular function: RNA helicase activity; RNA binding; ATP binding.
UUAUAGAACCGGAAGUUUACGACAAGACAGACAUACGAGCUCUCGCUACAUCAAGAUGGAUGAAGAAGAACUCAAUAAACUUGAGUAUUUGUCACUAGUAUCGAAAGUAUGUACAGAACUGGAAAACCACUUGGGAAUUAACGAUAAAGAUCUGGCUGAGUUUGUGAUCCAUUUAGCAGAGGAAAAUGAUACCUUUGAGAAAUUCAAGAAAACGCUGGAAGAAAAAGAUGCCCAGUUUUCUGAUUCUCUCAUUGCCAAUCUGCUGCGACUGAUCAAGAAAAUGAAACCCAAACCAAAAGACUCUAUCAAUGAGAGGCUUUCUGAGCCAUCUUGGGAUGAAAGAGAGAAAGAAGAAGAAGAAAAGAAAAGCAAGCUCGAAAUUAACAAGCAGCUGUUCCCAGCUUUGGCUAUGGCAAAUGAUCCCAGGAUUAGAAUGAUGUUAGAUUCUGAUGAUGAAGAGUAUCAUCUUACUGAGAUUACUAGUGGAAAGGAAAACAAAGGCACAGAGGAAAAAGUUCAGCUUCCAGUAAUCAAAGGUGAAGAUGCGCAAGUAGCUGACCAAAUGAUGGAUGAAUUGGAAGCACUUCUGUCUAGUGCAAAACAAGAAAGUCAGAAAAAAAGCCAUGGGCAUGAGAAGAAAUCCCGCAGGAGCAGGAGUCGUGAUCGAGUGAAAGAAAAGAAAAAGAGACAUCACUCUCGAAGUAGAUCCAGAAGUAGACGGCGAUCUCGAAGUCGAUCGAGGUCCAGGAAUCAAGAUCGCAAAAAGCGUAGGCACAGUCGCUCCCGCAGCAGAGACAGAGACCACAAACGGGAUAGAGACCACAAGAGAGAUCAUGAAAGGACUAGAGACAGUGAUCGUGACAAGGAAUCUCGGCAGAAACUGAGGGAUCGUGAAGUUCAGGAUGGAGAGAGACUCAAAAAGCAGGAACAAUACAAUGAUAUCCCUCUGGAGCCUCUUGUAGGACAUAUAUAUGCAGGGAAAGUCACCACCAUCAUGCAGUUUGGCUGUUUUGUACAGCUUGAAGGACUUCGUAAACGAUGGGAGGGACUGGUACAUGUUUCCCAGCUCCGGCGAGAAGGAAGAGUGACAAAUGUCAGUGAUGUGGUCACAAGAGGUCAGAAAGUCAUGGUUAAAGUGUUAUCAUUUACAGGCCAGAAGACCAGCUUAUCAAUGAAGGAUGUCGAUCAAGAUUCAGGUGAAGAUUUGAACCCUCAGCUGACACGCAGUAUUGUUGGUGGGGAGGUAAAGAAUGACGAGUCAGAUGCCAGGAACCCUGACCGCCCAUCAACACUACCAUUGGUGAAUGCCCCAGAAGUCGAUGAUUCAGGAGAAGUGCGAACAUUCAAGCGCAUUUCUUCACCAGAACGGUGGGAGCUGAAACAAAUGAUGGCUGCCAAAGCCAUCGAAAUCACAGAGCUGCCAGACUUUGAUGAUGAGACUGGACUCCUUCCCAAGCAAGAUGACUCAGAUGAAGAUAUUGAGGUGGAAAUUGUGGAGGAGGAACCACCUUUUCUUUCUGGUCAUGGUCGACACUGGGUGGACCUCAGUCCUGUGAAAAUUGUAAAAAAUCCUGAUGGGUCUUUGGCUCAAUCAGCCAUGAUGCAGAGUGCCCUGCAAAAGGAAAGACGAGAACUGAAACGCCAGAGAGAGGCUGAGGCAGGUGCUGUGCCUGCAGGAAUCAACACCAACUGGAUUGAUCCUAUGCCUGAUGCUGACAGCAGAAAGUUGGCAGCAAACUUAAGAGGUAUCGGCAUGACGCCACAUGAACUGCCAGAAUGGAAGAGACACAUCACUGGUGGGCCCAAGGCUUCUUAUGGAAAAAGGGAGAAAAAGUCCAUUCUUGAGCAAAGACAAAGUCUUCCAAUAUUUAAACUCAAAGAAGAGUUGUUGAAGGCUGUACAUGACAACCAGAUCCUCAUUGUCAUUGGCGAGACUGGUUCAGGGAAGACAACUCAGAUCACGCAAUAUUUGGCAGAGAGUGGCUAUACUACUCGUGGAAAGAUUGGCUACCAGCCACGUCGAGUAGCUGCCAUGUCUGUGGCAAAGAGGGUGUCAGAAGAGUUUGGUUGCAGAUUAGGUCAAGAGGUUGGGUACACAAUCCGUUUUGAAGACUGUACAAGUCCUGAGACAAAGAUCAAAUACAUGACAGAUGGUAUGCUGCUUCGAGAGUGUCUUAUUGAUCCAGACCUUCUUCAGUAUAGUGUCGUCAUGUUGGACGAGGCUCACGAGCGAACUAUACAUACUGAUGUUCUGUUUGGUCUUCUUAAGCAGGCUGUGAAAAAACGCAAAGAGCUGAAACUGAUUGUCACCUCUGCCACCCUGGAUGCCAUCAAAUUCUCUCAAUACUUCUUUGAGGCACCAAUCUUCACCAUUCCUGGGCGGACAUACCCAGUAGAGAUUCUGUAUACUAAAGAAGCAGAGACUGACUACCUUGAUGCAUCAAUGAUUACUGUGAUGCAGAUCCACCUGACAGAGCCACCAGGUGAUGUGCUGCUGUUUCUCACUGGUCAAGAAGAGAUUGACUCUGCAUGUGAAAUUUUGUAUGAACGGAUGAAGGCCCUGGGUCCAGAAGUCCCGGACCUUAUUAUUCUUCCUGUGUAUUCAGCCCUGCCUUCAGAGAUGCAGACAAGAAUCUUUGAGCCAGCACCACCAGGAUCAAGGAAGGUUAUAAUUGCCACAAACAUAGCUGAGACAUCAUUGACCAUAGAUGGCAUUUACUAUGUGGUAGACCCAGGAUUUGUCAAGCAAAAUGUGUACAACUCCAAGACUGGCAUGGACCAGCUGAUCGUCACACCAAUUUCACAGGCACAAGCCAAGCAGAGAGCUGGUCGUGCUGGCCGAACAGGGCCAGGAAAAUGUUACCGGCUCUACACCGAGCGUGCUUAUCGGGAUGAGAUGCUUCCAACGAAUGUUCCCGAAAUCCAGCGCACCAAUCUUGCUAGCACUGUGUUGUCGCUCAAAGCGAUGGGCAUCAAUGAUCUUCUCUCUUUUGAUUUUAUGGAUGCACCACCAAUGCAGACGUUGAUUUCUGCAAUGGAACAGUUACAUGCACUCAGUGCCCUGGAUGAUGAAGGGCUGCUCACACGCCUUGGUCGACGGGUAAAUGCAGAGUUCCCACUGGAGCCUAUGCUGUCUAAGAUGCUGAUCAUGUCUGUACACCUAUCAUGCAGUGAUGAAAUCCUGACCAUUGUCUCCAUGCUGUCAGUUCAAAAUGUCUUCUACAGACCCAAGGAUAAACAAGCAUUGGCUGAUCAAAAGAAGGCCAAAUUUCACCAGCCUGAAGGGGACCAUUUGACUCUUUUGUCAGUGUACAAUUCGUGGAAGAACAACAAAUUUUCAUCACCAUGGUGUUAUGAAAACUUUGUUCAAAUUCGAACCCUUAAGCGAGCACAAGAUGUGCGCAAACAAAUGUUGGGCAUUAUGGACAGGCACAAGCUAGAUGUGGUGUCAUCAGGCAAGAACACAGCAAGGGUUCAAAAAGCCAUCUGCAGUGGUUUCUUCCGUAAUGCUGCCAAGAAGGACCCACAGGAAGGAUAUCGCACUAUCGUUGAUUCCCAGGUUGUCUAUAUUCAUCCUUCAAGUGCUCUGUUCAACAGACAGCCAGACUGGGUAAUAUACCAUGAAUUGGUGAUGACCACUAAGGAAUACAUGCGAGAAGUGACAGCUAUAGACCCCAAGUGGCUUGUGGAAUUUGCACCAAAGUUUUUUAAAUUCUCAGACCCUACCCGCCUCAGCAAGCAGAAAAGCAGCAGAAGAUUGAGCCAUUGUUAUAACAAGUAUGAGCCCAAUGCUUGGAGGAUCUCCAGAGCUUUCAGGAAGUUCCACACCAAAGUAACAUUCUGA